Striga hermonthica is the source of this 510-nucleotide messenger RNA. The record is from the annotation of a GenBank genome assembly. Lineage: Eukaryota; Viridiplantae; Streptophyta; Magnoliopsida; Lamiales; Orobanchaceae.
AUGGCGAGGAGAGAGACUCUGGCGAGCGCCGACGGCGGGCCGCCGGAGGUGACUCUAGAAACUUCUAUGGGACCGUUCACGGUCGAGAUGUACUACCACCACGCGCCGAGGACUUGCCAGAAUUUUGUGACCCUCGCUCGCAAAGGCUACUACAACAACGUCAAGUUCCAUCGAAUCAUAAAGGAUUUUAUAGUGCAAGGAGGUGAUCCAACCGGAACUGGGAGAGGCGGCGAAUCCAUCUAUGGUAAGCACUUUGAGGAUGAGAUAAAUAGAGAGUUGAAGCAUACUGGAGCUGGUAUCAUAUCCAUGGCGAAUGCUGGUCCGAAUACAAAUGGAAGCCAGUUCUUUAUAACUCUGGCACCUGCACCCUCUCUGGAUGGGAAACAUACUAUCUUCGGAAGAGUAUGCAAAGGAAUGGAAAUUAUCAAGAGACUUGGCACUGUUCAAACUGAUAACACUGACCGGCCUAUUCAUGAUGUGAAGAUUCUGAGGGCAACUGUUAAGGAAUAG